AUGCUCUCCGUGCCAACUACCAAGCUGCAAUCUGGAGGAGAUGUCUACAGAGCCAGCCCUUUGUACCAACCCCUAAUGGCUUUGGCUGGACACAAUGAGGAUGGGACGCUGGACAUACAGUGGAUGCGUGGGGCUCCGGCACCUGAUGUUGUAUUGCACAUGCUCUCCUCCUCAGAGAAGAAGAAGUCGUCUGAGAAAGAGAGUCACUCACGAGAGAGAAAGUGUCAGGGUAUUUAUGUUCGGUUCAAAGUCUUUCAUGAAAACAGAGAUCCUUCGUCAGGUUUCAGAGACAUUUUGGCCCGACAGAGAAGUCUGUGUAUAAAGACACCCUCGACUUUGAAGUCUCGAGAGCAAACUAGAAUUCAUACUACCAUCCCCCACCCCACCCACGCCCCUUCCCUGUCACAUCCCACACUCCUUACCUUGCCCUCACCCAACACCUCACACCUCAUCCUACACUAUAUACCUUACCCAACCCCACACUUUUGCAUAUCACCUUAUCCGACCCAAAACCCCCACACCACCCUCCCACCACCGCACACGCCCACCCCACAUCAACCCCACACCGCCCACCCCACCCACACUCCCACAUCCCACUGCCAAUCCGCCCCACACCCCAAGCACCACUCCCCCCCCCCCCCCACUACACUCCUUCACAUGACCCACUAUCCCUAUCCCACACCCCCACGAGAAGGGCGCACCCCACGUCCACGCCACACCCCAACACCCCACCCACCCCCUACCCCCACCCACCCACGCCCCUUCCCUGUCACAUCCACACUCCAUACCUUGCCCUCACCCAACACCUCACACCUCAUCCAUGCACUAUAUACCUUACCCAACCCCACACAUUCCAUAUCACCUUAUCUGACACCCCACACCACCCCUCCACCACCGCACACCCACCCCACAUCCCCGCACUCCAGCCCACCCCACCCAACACUCCCACAUCCCAUUCCCAACCCCACACACCCAAAGCACCCACUCCUUAUCACCCCCACACACCCAACCCCACACUCCCUCUCAUCCACCACACACCAUCCCCAUCCCACAUCACUCCACACCCAACCCCAACCCCACCCCAACCCCAACCCCAACCCCAACCCGACACCCGACCCCGGGAUUGCAACGUGA
This is a messenger RNA of Macrobrachium nipponense, 1134 nucleotides long. RefSeq lists its product as uncharacterized. The transcript is spliced from 3 exons. The coding region runs from base 1 to 1134 and encodes 377 amino acids. NCBI's taxonomy places the organism in Eukaryota, Metazoa, Arthropoda, Malacostraca, Decapoda, Palaemonidae. The record is from RefSeq and is a predicted model, not a curated record.